UCGAUUAGCGUCACGUGGUCUACGUCAGAGGGAACAGCAAAAGAACAAGAUGGAGGAAUAUGCUAGAGAACCAUGCCCCUGGAGGAUCGUGGACGACUGUGGGGGAGCCUUCACCAUGGGAGCCAUUGGAGGAGGGAUAUUUCAGGCAGUCAAAGGCUUCAGAAACUCACCCUCAGGAAUGAACCACAGAAUGAAAGGUAGCCUGACUGCAAUCAAGACCAGAGCCCCACAGCUUGGAGGAAGCUUUGCCGUAUGGGGAGGCCUUUUCUCCAUGAUUGACUGUGGUUUAGUAAAAGUACGAGGGAAGGAGGAUCCCUGGAACUCAAUUACAAGUGGGGCCUUGACGGGAGCUAUCCUUGCUGCAAGAAAUGGUCCGGUUGCUAUGAUGGGCUCUGCAGCCAUGGGAGGCAUCCUGCUGGGUUUGAUAGAGGGCGCAGGAAUCUUGCUCACUAGGUUCGCCUCUUCACAGUUCCCAACUGGUGAGUAGUACUUAUGAUAUUUGAAGUUUGU
This is a messenger RNA of Notothenia coriiceps (black rockcod), 510 nucleotides long. RefSeq names its product translocase of inner mitochondrial membrane 17 homolog A (yeast) (gene timm17a). The record is from RefSeq and is a predicted model, not a curated record. The transcript has 5 exons. NCBI's taxonomy places the organism in Eukaryota, Metazoa, Chordata, Actinopteri, Perciformes, Nototheniidae. Gene Ontology annotation, cellular component: TIM23 mitochondrial import inner membrane translocase complex. Gene Ontology annotation, molecular function: transmembrane protein transporter activity. Gene Ontology annotation, biological process: protein import into mitochondrial matrix. Bases 50 to 487 code for a protein of 145 amino acids.